GAUCACAUCCAAGAGAGGGCGGCCACGUACCCACCAACCCCUCGCACACUUGGCCUCAUCACACUAUAUGAUGGUAACCUCGUUCUGUGAUCGAGAGUUCAGAUUCUGCGCCACCGCCUUCAGCCACUACACCCACCACUUGCUCACCCCGCCGACUUGUUCCGUCGCUCUCCACCGCUAAAUACCCAUCCAGUUGUUGCUGAAGAGAGCAAAUGGCGAGAAAUUGAGAGUGCAGAAUACAAGCAAUGGAUUCCGCUAAUAACGUUGUCGCGCCAUUUGUUAUGAAGACAUAUCAGAUGGUGAAUGAUCCAACGACGAAUGGAAUUGUUACAUGGGGAAGAGGAAACAAUAGUUUUCUUGUUCUGGAUCCUAUAGAUUUUUCGCAGAGCAUCUUACCGGGUUACUUCAAGCACAACAAUUUCUCAAGCUUUAUUCGCCAGCUCAAUACCUAUAAAUUUAGGGUUUUAAAGCUUCAGAGUGGAUGACACAUGUUGAUAUCGGGAUUCAAGUUUUCAGUCAUCCAUAUGAAGAAUUGUUCACGAAUUGGUUUUUCACUUUUUACUGGUUUCAAAAAGGUAGAUCCAGAUAGGUGGGAGUUCGCAAAUGAAUGGUUUCUUCGAGGACAGACUCAUUUGUUGAAGAAUAUAUCGAGGAGAAAGAAUGCUAAUAAACAAUACGUUUCGCAUCAUAAACACAAAGAAAAUGAAGAUGAGGAGCUAUUUAUGGAAAUUGAAAAGUUAAAGCAAGAACAGAAGACCUUAGAACAAAAGCUUCAAAGCAUGAAUAAGAGGCUAGAAGCAACAGAGAGGAGACCCCAACAAAUGUUGACUUUUUUGUACAAAGUUGUCCAGGACCCAGAGAGUUUACCUUGCAUGAAUCUUGAAAAGGAAAAUUUGAAAAGAUUGGAUUGUAAUAACAUUGAAAAGAAAAGAAAGCUCAUUACAAAUUCAGCUACUUCAUCACAUUCUUUAUCAGGAACGGAUUUGUCGAGCUUUUCUGUCAAGACUGAGUACGAAAAAGAAGGUGCUGCACAAGAAGAAAUAUCAAAAAUGCUCUCCCCUGAUGCAAACUUGGACAUCGACAAGGGUUACAAGUCUUCUUCAUCGCUGGAGGCAUCAUCCCCCGAGUGGUUGCGACAAACAUCGAUUAUUGACAUGCCUGUUAUCAAGCAAGAACCUGAGAAUUGUGUCACGAUUUCUAGUUCUUCGACAAUAGGUUUGUCUGGCGGAAGUGGCGGAUCGAUAGUUCCACCACCAGUUAAUGGUAUUGCUUGGUAUAAUAAAAGGGGUGAAAUGAACUCAAGUUACCCUGAAGGGGUUGUGGAUAGGGAAGAUGCCAGUCAGACUCCGCCAUAUCCAUUCUCUCUGUUUGGUGGUGGUUUUUAGAGUUAAUAGUUAUUCUAUUUUCCCUUUUUCGUGUAAUGAAAGUUCCUUGUGUAUGUAUUUUACAUGUACUUAGACAUUUCGUAUGUAUUUUUUUCAUAUGUAUGCUGUAAAUACUUGUCAUAAUUACCUUGUGCAAUUUCAAUAUAAAUAAGUUUUAGUUAGACCGUUA
Olea europaea var. sylvestris is the source of this 1554-nucleotide messenger RNA. Its product is annotated as heat stress transcription factor C-1-like. The coding region runs from base 489 to 1385 and encodes 298 amino acids. Gene Ontology annotation, cellular component: nucleus. Gene Ontology annotation, biological process: regulation of transcription by RNA polymerase II. NCBI's taxonomy places the organism in Eukaryota, Viridiplantae, Streptophyta, Magnoliopsida, Lamiales, Oleaceae. The record is from RefSeq and is a predicted model, not a curated record. The transcript has 3 exons. Gene Ontology annotation, molecular function: RNA polymerase II cis-regulatory region sequence-specific DNA binding; DNA-binding transcription factor activity.